UUCGUUAGAUCGAGUUCAGUUAAAGCUUAACAUCCUCCUGAUACCACUAGAUAUUAGGGUAUAUCUAUUUUUGCUAAUUUUAUCACUCAAGAUUGUAGAAAAGUGCUUUAGAAAUAUUCUAACCAACAAAUGUUGAAGCUUAAAUUUUAAAAUUAAUUUUUCAUGUUUUCAAAUUAAAUAUGAGUGUCGAUUUAAAAAAUUUCCAAACAUCAAAUAACGGAAGUUUAGUGGAGAAAGAUGAAGUAAAUGGUGGAAUAAAUGAUAACAAAUUGAUAAAUAAUCAAAUAAAUGAAUUAUUAUUAAUAAAAUCAAUGAAAGAAGAUGAUAAAAUUGAUGAUGACGAAAAUGAAGAGAAUAAAAUUUUGACUAAAGAAAAAGCAACAGAUCAAAAACAUAAUGAAACCAAAGAUAGUCAUGAUAAAAAUAUUACAAUAAUUCCAAAGCAAUUAAAACAAAAACACAUGUUGUCAGUUGCUGAUACUAUUAUAUCACUUAUUAUUAUUGGGCCACUUGUAAUUGGUCAUUGGCGUGGUGUUUGGAAUCUUAUGGAUUACUACAAUAUACCGAUUUCAGGAUGGACUUGCUUUCUUUUGGGCACAGGAUUACAUUGGAUUUUUGCUGUUCUAAGGGGUGUACUUCAUGGACAAUUUGCUGUCACUUGGAGAUCUGCUAACCCUAUAGGACGUGGUGGAUAUCGAGGGAUUAGGUUGCUUUAUACUUAUAUUUUCUGUGUAUGCUGCAAUAUGCAAUGGCGUGGUGGAUGGAUUGUCUUGAGUUCUUUAAUGGGUGAAAAUGAAUGGGUCGUCUCAGCAGUGAUAGUCAUCCUAAUCAGUCUCCUAAUAAUUUUUAGAAGCUGCAGGAAUCUCUUAGCACCUCCUUUAAUAAUUGUAGUCGACAUUCCCAAUCACAUCUUCCAAUUUCCAACUCGAUAUCGAACGAAUACUCGAGAUUGGACACUUUAUAUUUUAGAUUGUGCCUUCAGUGUUGGAAUUGUUGGAACAUUGGUAGUUUUUGUCUGGAGAGGAGUUUGGGUUCUUAUAGAUCUGCAUCUAUUCUCUGAUAAUCGUGAAUAUUCAUCCAUUGGUUCAUUGAUUAUAGGAUAUAUGACCGUUGGAGUGACUUUUUGUCUUCAACCAGUAAUGCGUUAUGCUUGUGGUCGUCUCCAAGGUCUACCGCGUCUCUUAGCAGCGGAUGUCUUCCUUUUUUUGAGCUUUUUAGGAACAAUAAAUGUAUGGCGAGGGAUUUGGAGUAUGUUAGAUCUCUGGUUUCUUCCAAAAAAUGUUGAAUUGUCUUGUUGGAUAACUCACAUUGGCUGCUUCGUAUUUCUUGGACUUUUGAACUGCAGUAAUUCUAUUCUUGUUCGUGGUGUUUAUAUUGAUGCUGAAGAAGAGGAAGGCAGAUGUGUUAUAUUUCCCUGUCACUAUUUGCGAUUAUUUUUCAAGAUUGAACGCGAAAAAAAAGAAGCUAGACAACGUAAUCUUGUUACAAUAUCACGUGAAUAUGCCUGUAAUGAUGGUAGCUCAAAAGAUGCUGAACAUGGUGCACUUCUUAAUUGCACAUUACCAACAAUUAUAUCAAACCAAGAUGGCAAUGUUCAAGGAUAAAUUAUUAACUGUUUUUAUUAUUUAAUAUUUAACGAACAAUGUUCAUUAAUUAAUUUUUAUAUAUAAUUUUAUUUUACCAUUAAUUAAACAAUUAAUCGAUCCAAUCGAAAGAACAUAUAGCGAUGUAAAAAAAUGUAAAUAACACAAAGUAUCGCUUGCAUUUAAAAUAUUAAGAGAAUGUUAUUUAUUUAAUAAAUUAAAUUUAAGUGUUGGCAAAGAAAAAUAAAGAAAAAUUCUAAAAUCAUCAA
Molecule: messenger RNA, 1852 nt
Organism: Chelonus insularis
Lineage: Eukaryota; Metazoa; Arthropoda; Insecta; Hymenoptera; Braconidae
Gene: fusl
Product: fuseless
Exons: 7
Coding region: 180-1604 (474 amino acids)
Biological process (GO): clustering of voltage-gated calcium channels; neuromuscular synaptic transmission; neuron-neuron synaptic transmission
Cellular component (GO): presynaptic membrane
Source: RefSeq, a predicted model, not a curated record